AUGAAGCUCGAGAUAUCCCGCCGCCAUAAGAUCUUGUAUCCCAACUACACCUACCAGCCCAAACAGAUCAAGAACGACGACGAGGAGCCCAAGAAGGCCUCGAAGUCGGAUACGAGUACCAAGGCCAAGAACGCCGCGAUCAGCGACGAGGAUCUUCAUACAGAAAUCGUCAUGCCGGCAUACGACCAUGAGGACAUGACCAACAAGGUCACAGCUGAGUACAACACGUACAUCAUUGACCCCUCGGGGUAUGAGGAGUCGGCGGAGUUGGACUCCAUGACCGUUAGGGGACUGAACGAUCAUCUCGAUGGCUGUUUGCAAUCCUCACCUACCGUAACUUCAAUCACGGGCCUACGGGCCUGUUUUCGCGUCUGCAUCCAUUUCCGGGGCGAGACGCGAGAUUCUCGGCUCGAGUACAUGUUGGUUCUGUUUCGGAUCCGUCGGGGAGGCAGAGCACUACCCUUUCAUCCAAGGCCUGAAGCUGAAGACCAUUGUCACCUUGGUCAGCAAGGAACUGCCCUCCGCGCUACCAGGGAUAUUCGCAAAGGCGAGAAGAUCACCAUCUCCUACAUCCCUCGAGAUGACAGUCAUGCUGCCUCCCAGGUCAAGCGCCUUCAGGCUGAGCAUGGCGGCCCACGAGGCCAGGUCGACGCGAUGAUGCGGAAGAUGCAACAGCUCCAGCAGGGAGACAUGGACCUGGGAAAUGGCAAUCAGUCAUUUCACGGCAAGCCUGCCGGCUCAAGGUCUGGCAAUGAAGCUGUCGCGGAAUCCAACCCGGUUGACUAUGAGGCUUCUAUCGAUUUGAACGCCAUAACACGCCGCCAGAUGGCUGCGGUUAUCAGCGCAUACAGAUACGAUGUUCUAUAG
This is a messenger RNA of Anthostomella pinea, 867 nucleotides long. Lineage: Eukaryota; Fungi; Ascomycota; Sordariomycetes; Xylariales; Xylariaceae. The record is from the annotation of a GenBank genome assembly.